This is a messenger RNA of Musa acuminata AAA Group (dessert banana), 1773 nucleotides long. RefSeq names its product probable protein phosphatase 2C 52. Gene Ontology annotation, molecular function: protein serine/threonine phosphatase activity; cation binding. NCBI's taxonomy places the organism in Eukaryota, Viridiplantae, Streptophyta, Magnoliopsida, Zingiberales, Musaceae. The transcript has 9 exons. The record is from RefSeq and is a predicted model, not a curated record. The coding region runs from base 441 to 1514 and encodes 357 amino acids. Gene Ontology annotation, biological process: peptidyl-threonine dephosphorylation.
UCAUCAUACCAUACCACUCGAGUCUCCCAUCGAAUUGUAUGUUGUGGACAUUAUUAUAUCGAGAGCUCGCUCUUGAAUCUCCGCAGUCGACACCCGUAGCGUCCGAGGCGAGGAAGUGGGGCAGCGGGCGCCCCUCUCCCUCUAGGAUUCGUCACCUUUUGGGAUGCGUCGGCUCGCCAGGAGAUCGGAAACUCUCCAUCUCUUCUCUGCCUCCGGGUCCGAGUUCCUUCUCCAAAACCGGGUCUUUGCCGCUCUGGGAGCGAACAUCCAAGCUUUCUGUUCCUGAUUCCACCCGGAUAGGUCCCGGAUUUUAUCGAGUUUGAAUUCUGCGUGGAGAUCCUUUCUUUCCGCUGGGAUUCGCUAUCUCUCUUCUCUAUUGGCUAAUCAUAUCCGCUUUGGGUGGGUUAUCCGGCACUAUUGGUGGUCAGCAACCCACUUAGAUGGUGGUAUGCAGAGCUAGUUUCAGAAAUUUGGCAGUUCCAGCGACCGGUCUGAUCUAUAUAUCUUCCAGUAGGAGGCUUUUCAGGAGUUGGGGGAGGGAUCUGAGCCUGAAACCAGCCUUCUGUCACUGGAACAACCGCAAAUUCAGGGCGUCUGCGAAGAUGAUGUUCGAUUCGAGCGCAUCUAUGGGACCUCAAGCUAUCGUCAAUGUGUUGCAGGAAAAAGACCGCGGUGGAGAUGGAGAUUAUGUGAGCGGUGGAUGGAAAAGUGAGGAUGGAAGAUUGAGUUAUGGAUAUUCAAGUUUUAGGGGAAGGAGAGCAAGCAUGGAGGAUUGUUGUGAUGUUAAAAUAUCUAACAUCAAUGAGCAAUCUGUUAGCCUCUUCGGAAUAUUUGAUGGUCAUGGUGGAUCUCGUGCUGCUGAAUAUUUGAAGGACCACUUAUUUGAAAACCUUAUGAAACAUCCACUGUUCAUGACAGACACAAAAUUGGCUAUUAGUGAAACAUAUCUUAAAACUGAUUCAGACUUCCUGGAAGCUGAAAGAAUUGCUUUCAGAGAUGAUGGUUCUACCGCUUCAACAGCUAUUUUUAUCGGAAACCAGUUAUAUGUAGCCAAUGUUGGUGAUUCACGGGUUGUGAUGUCAAAGGCAGGCGAAGCAAUCGCUCUUUCUGAUGAUCACAAGCCAAACAGAAGUGAUGAGCGCAACAGAAUUGAAAAUGCUGGUGGCUUUGUUAUGUGGGCUGGUACAUGGAGGGUAGGGGGUGUACUAGCAAUGUCACGUGCAUUUGGUAACCGCCAUUUGAAGCAGUAUGUCGUGGCAGAACCUGAGAUUCAGGAAGAAGAGGUUGAUCAGGAAUUGGAGUUGCUUGUUCUUGCAAGUGAUGGACUGUGGGAUGUCGUCACAAAUGAGGAUGCUGUUUCCAUUGCAAGAAUGGAGGAAGAACCAGAAGCCGCAGCUCGGAAGUUGACAGCGACCGCCUUUUCUCGCGGAAGUGCAGACAACAUCACAUGCAUUGUGGUGAGACUCCAUCACGACCGACUCGCUGUAGAUUCCACAUCGGCUAGUGAGAGUUGAUCAUUUGGUUUUGUUCUUGCCAGCUUAUAUCAACCUUUUCCUUAUAAUGUCUGCAUAUGGACGAUUUCAUGAACUCGGAUUUGGUGUUUAGGUAACAAAACUUUCGCGUAUGAGAUCCUAUUAGUUGACUUGUAUGAAACCUCCACCCGGUUUGCAGUUUUACUUGAGCUGAUAAAAUCAUAGGAUAUGAUUUGAGAGGUAAUCAAAGUGCCAAUGAACCCAUCGAUGAUUAUUGUAUUUUAUCUGUCUUUUAGUUGAA